AUGACUGAAUACUGCAAUCCAAAUGCAACUGGGUUUUUACAUACAUGUGGGUAGUUUAGUUAAUGCUAACUCAAUACCAAAGGGCUUACAACAUGUGUUCAUGAUCCACCAUAUACACCUAAAGCAGGUAUUAUUAUAUCCUAUAUCAUCACACCAAUUUUGAUUGGGAUCGGAAUACUUGGAGGAUUAGGAGGUAAGAAAUGUAUCAAUUCUUUAGGUGGAGUAUUAAAAGGACCACUUUUAGAAAUGAUACUAAAUUAUUCUUAAAGUGAAGCCACCCACAUUGCUUAUUGUCUUAUGUUUGGAGGAACAUUAUUAAAUACAAUAUUGUUAAUGUUUGAAAAGUAAUAACUAAUAUUUAAAUGAUAGAAAUCCUGAAGAUUAAAGAAGACCCAUUAUUAAUUACAGAAUUUCAAUAAUUUUUAAUCUUGCAGUUCCUUUUGCCACAAAUCUAGGAUCAUCAUUGGCUUCCUUUCUACCUUAAUUAUACACAUUAAUUCUACAAGAACUAUUUUUAUUUGCAGUUGCCCCUAUAUUGUGGAAAAAAGGUAAUUUAUAGAAUGAAUUACGUAAGCUCAGAAAGCUAAAAGCGAAGAACUUUAAACUCCAGAUAAACAAAAAAAUGAAAGUUAGGCACUAAAUUUGGAUGGAUCAAACACUUAAUAAAAGAUUGAACUUUAAAAAAUAGAAGAAUAAUAAAAUUCAGUAUCAUUAACUUCAAUAAAUGCUGAAAAUAAGAAGGAAAAUUCAAAUACUCUCUAUUAUUAAUUCAAAUAAGAAACUGAGAAUGUUUUGCCAAUCAUGCCUGUACUAUUUAUUUUAGGUUCUUUUGGACUUAAUUAAGUAUUAAUAUUGUUGAAAUUUUAGAUAUUUAUAUAAAUGAGAUCCACAAAUCCAAGUAAACCAUCUUAUGUUGGUAUACAGGAUUGUACAUGGGAAAACGAUUUCAUGAUUCUAAUUUUAAUUAUUGCAAAUGUUCUAUUUGAUUAUAUAGCUUGGAAUUUUGGAUCUCGUUAAGAGAAAUAUUUUGAUUAAUUGAACUAUUUACCUAAUGAGAGAUAUUUUACUCCUAUUAGUCGAUUUUUCAAAAUAUAUGCAGGAGGAUUUGGAGCUGGUUUUGUAUCAGGAUUUCUUGGAAUGGGAGCAGGUUUUGUAAUGGUUCCAACUUUACUUUAUAGUGGUUUGAUUCCAAGAUGUGCAUCAGCUACUUCAGCAUUUAUAUAUUUCAUGAUAUCUUUAAAUAAUUUAAUAACUUUACUUACUAAUCAUUAUUUAGAUUAGUAAAUGAUUCUGUUAUUUACAGGAUUAGCAGUAAUUUAAUUGUUUAUUUAAGGUUAUAGGUGGGUCUGUGAUUACAAAAAUUGGAUACAUUCUAUUAAGCAAAUAUAAAAUUGGUUACACAGUUAUCUUGAUUGUCUUUGCUUUAGAUAUAGCCAAUAUUUUUUCAUAAAUCUAUUAUGGUGUUGUGUUUGGUAUGAGAUAUGGUUUAGAUUACUUAACAAAAGCAAAUAUAGUAUGCUGA
Paramecium pentaurelia is the source of this 1522-nucleotide messenger RNA. Lineage: Eukaryota; Ciliophora; Oligohymenophorea; Peniculida; Parameciidae. The record is from the annotation of a GenBank genome assembly.